CUAGUGUCUUACAUGACGCUAGCUAACAGCGCUAUCGACGACCAAAGCUUGCUUCACCUGUAGCGCCCUGCCGGCCGCCUUACCAGCUUUUCCGAGGAAGCUGUGACAGCCAUAGACGGCGCGGAACGCCCCGCGCGGCGAAACGGCGCUCAGCAGCCCUCUACUGGACUGGGUCAAUAAUCAGCGCCGGCUCCCGCGCCGCGCCGACGCCCGCCGACGCCCGCCAGCGCGCGGGCCGCCGAACCCCAACCAUGGACUACGACACCCCCCACUCGAGCCCGCGCCCCCACGUCGUCGACGACUCGAUGCGCGCCGACAGCCCCUACGGCGGCCCCCUGAACUACGGCCAGACGCCGCACUUAAACAACAUGGACACGCAGACGACGGGACGAAGUCGGGGCGUCAUCACGUCGGAACUCCGCAUGAAGAAGGACCUCGCGGAGCUCGCCCAGGCGAAGAUGACGAGCCCGCACGUCCAGACGACGAUCGACUUUCCGGACGGCGACGUGUUGCAUUUGAGGGUUACGUUACGGGUCGCAGCUGGAUUCUACGCCGGCGGGACCUUUGUGGUCUCGUUGAAAGUGCCGUCGAACUACCCCUUCCGGGCGCCCACCGCCACGGCCCUCACGAGAGUCUGGCAUCCCAAUAUUGAUGUCGAGAAUGGAAGGAUACGGCAUCCGCUGUUGGAGCGGGACUGGAAGCCCGUUUUAUCGAUCAAUACCGUCGUGUUUGGAUUGCAGUUACUUUUCUUAGAACCGAACGUCCAAUGUGCUUCGGUCAUCGCGAACGCGGCGGCGGCGCAGACGUUGUUGCAUGGGCGCGACGCCUUCGCCGAUGAUGUUAGGAGGACAUUGCGGGGAGGCACCUUCGGGGGCCACCCGUUCCCGUCGCACACGCAUGCUUCUCCUAGAGCGGCGCCGUCUAGGAAACGCCCGUGCGACGAGGACGAUUUGCGGGCCGACGUGAAACGGUUGUCGGUGAGGGAUGGGAGGGGCUCGCCGCGGACGGUCCUGGACCCGACGUCGUCUCCCAGAUCGUUCGUGCCGGUGCAGCACCCGCCGGCGCAGUACUAUCGGACCGCGGACGGGUACCCCAUCUCCGUGCCGGCGCGGCAUCCAUGACGUGUUUAAAAGAAUUUGUGCCAGUA
Molecule: messenger RNA, 1147 nt
Organism: Pelagomonas calceolata
Lineage: Eukaryota; Pelagophyceae; Pelagomonadales; Pelagomonadaceae
Source: the annotation of a GenBank genome assembly